Cyphomyrmex costatus is the source of this 2252-nucleotide messenger RNA. It is a transcript of the gene HPS1, whose product is annotated as Hermansky-Pudlak syndrome 1 protein. The record is from RefSeq and is a predicted model, not a curated record. Gene Ontology annotation, cellular component: BLOC-3 complex. Lineage: Eukaryota; Metazoa; Arthropoda; Insecta; Hymenoptera; Formicidae. The transcript is spliced from 8 exons. Gene Ontology annotation, biological process: vesicle-mediated transport. The coding region runs from base 237 to 2252 and encodes 671 amino acids. Gene Ontology annotation, molecular function: guanyl-nucleotide exchange factor activity.
CUGUUUUCUAGGCCUCUAGUUUACGUUACGUAUAUUAUAGUAAAAAUGCACCCAAAAGUUAUCUGAGCAUGAUUCCUGAACGCACCCUAGUAUAGAUGCUGUGAUCAGAUGCAUGAUAUAAAAGAGCUCUGAUACAAUAAUGUCAACAAUCACAAUUCAAUGAAAACGGAUUAACAGAGUGCUAUUUACAUGCUAAAGAUACAUGUGACAGUUGCACAUUAAAAUUACAAAACAAGAUGAGAGCUAUAUUGAUAUUCGAUCAUCUGAAUGAUGUGUUAUUUGUAAAAUGCAAUAAAAAAUUUGCAAUUCAUAUUAUGAAGCUGGCGAGGAUACAGGGAUUGCUCGAUGACGAUAAGGGUAUCAUAGACUUGGAAGAGUCUAUACCGAGUCCUAACAUGAUAAUGCAAUUAUUUUCACCUAUAGUCACCUCACAACAUGUGAUGGCUUCGCAGUUUGGAAAUUCUUAUACUUCUAUGAAGUUCCAGGAUGGAACUAAUAUGGUAUUUGAUGAGUACAUUGGCUAUACCUUCAUAUAUAUCGCUGCAAAAGAUGUAGAACUCAUGAGACGUACGCUAGGAGUAUGCGUAUCUAUUGUACGACAUGUGUGUGGUCCAGAUAUUGCAAUAUUAAAGACCAACUGGCAGAAGAUGUGUUUAGUGUCUUCUCUGUUGGAUGCGUGGUCUAAUCUAAGAAAUUGUGAACAAAGCAUGUUGACUGAAGCAGUGGAACAAUUGUCUGUAAAUGCAGAAGUGGCAUCUUCAAUUCUCAAGGUGCUGCACGAUGCAUGUGACAAGCUGAAAAAUUCACAGUCUGAAUUUAGCAAUCUGCAUUUACUGCUCCUGGUGGGAUCAAAGUUUCUAUCAUUGUACUCCAGCAAGAACGCUCACGAUCUGUGUGCUUCAGAUAUUUUGUUGAUGACCCUGCUAUGCUGGGUAGUGAAUAAAAAGCGAAAGCAAAAUCGGUCAGAAAGCAAUGAUGAUUGCUAUGAUAAUGAUAUCUUGUUACCAGAAAGCAGCAUUUUGAAAAGCGAUGAAACAAAAUUAAACUUUGGAGCUAAGCUGGCCACUCCUACUUCAGAGGACAUUACGGAUCUCUUUAGAGGUUCCAGGGAAUCUUCUGUGAACGAAGGUCUCUCAUCAUUAACUAAUGAUGAUCUCUACAGCCAAUCAUUUCUCCUCGGCUGUCAGCAUAACUAUACAGCUAAUGCAGUUCACAUCUUCGAAUUAUCAGAUUCCAUUAACUUGAUAACAAUUGUUGAAGCAACAAAUCUGUCCAUUUCUUCUGGUUUAUGUGAUAGUUUCCAUUAUUUAAAUCUAAUAAACAAUCUACAGUUUCAACGAGACAUCGAUGAGAUGAAACCAGCCUUUGAGAAUCUUGAUGCAGCAAUUAAAAAAGUGCUGGAAGGAAUUAAAAAGAAUCGUUCUAAUGUGGGAAAUGAUGUCGAUAUGUGUCAGAAAAGAUUGCAGACCAAAUGGGAUUUUGUUCGGAAAAAGUACAGUGAUCUUCUGCGCUCCAGAGAUCCCGAAGUGGUCUUACAGAUUGAAGCUAAUACUUCUGGCUUUGUAGAGACUUUGAAAGAAUUAUUGCGUCUAACCUGUUUUGACAAGAACUUCCUGAAGCAAGGAAUUGAUGUUUUGACAACGAUUGGCAGACUUGUGAAACAGAAACUAAAUGAUUUCAGUGACUUCCUGAAAGUCAAAGCUCUAAAAAACUUCACGCUGGGAUCAAGAACUUCCCUAACUAUCAACAAAUAUCUUGAGGAAUUUCCAGGUCUAGUGCAUUUCAUCUACAUCGACAGGAAUACCCAUAGACUUGUAGCGCCUACACUAGACUUCACGAGCACGGAAACGCUCGCUCUCACAAUGAAAAAAAUCUGGAACAUGGUUGAACAAAGUAGAAUGCAUUUACAAGAAGGUCAUCUAUCAGUUAUGUGGAAAGAUACUACAUUCAAUUAUUCCUACUUUUUAUGGUUUGAAGAUAAUUCCGGAUGUUCACCACCGAAGUGUAAAGUCUAUCUUAACUAUGUCAUGAAAAAUUUCCCAGUACCAGGUAUACUUUGUGGAGAUUAUUACAGAAAAUUAACAGAGACGUGUUUUCCAAAACUCUCGCCGAACAAAGUACGGAUCUAUGAAUUAUACUGUGUACACUUAGGACUGACUACAUCAACUUGCGUUCUGGAACAUUCUCGUAGACUGGCAGCCACCAUCUGGGAAGUCACCGGCGUACCAAACAAUCUUGCGGAUAUAUUCUAA